Peromyscus maniculatus bairdii (prairie deer mouse) is the source of this 1527-nucleotide messenger RNA. It is a transcript of the gene Saal1, whose product is annotated as serum amyloid A like 1. Gene Ontology annotation, cellular component: nucleoplasm. The record is from RefSeq and is a predicted model, not a curated record. Gene Ontology annotation, biological process: positive regulation of synoviocyte proliferation. NCBI's taxonomy places the organism in Eukaryota, Metazoa, Chordata, Mammalia, Rodentia, Cricetidae.
CCUCUCGCCUCCUCCGGGCUUCCGGCGUGGCUCCUGCGCGCCAGCAUGGACCGUAACCCGUCGCCUCCGCCUCCUAGCUGCGAUCAGGAGGACGAGGAGGACCUGGCCGGGGGAGACUGCAUUGGGAGCACGGUCUACAGCAAGCACUGGCUCUUCGGCGUCCUCAGCGGGCUCAUCCAGAUUGUCACACUUGAAAGUGACAAGUCCGGCUCAGAUGAUGAUGAGCAGCAGAUGGAGCUUGCUGAAGAAAUGGAGAAUGAAAUUUGCAGAGUCUGGGAUAUGUCCAUGGAUGAGGAUGUGGCUUUAUUUCUCCAAGAAUUUAAGGCUCCUGACAUAUUCAUGGGAGUGCUGGCCAAAUCCAGGUGCCCCCGAUUAAGAGAAAUCUGUGUGGGAAUUUUAGGGAAUAUGGCUUGUUUCCAGGAGAUAUGUGUGUCCAUCAGCAGCUGCGAGGAUCGUGGGCAGGUGAUUCUGCAGUGUUUGUGUGACUCGGACCCACCCACUCUGCUGGAGACCAGCAGGUUGUUGCUUACUUGCCUUUCCCAGACAGAAGUGGCCAGUGUCUGGGUUGAGAGGAUCCGGGAGCACCCAUCUAUUUAUGCUAGUGUUUGCUUCAUCAUGUCAAGUUCCACAAAUGUUGACUUGCUGGUGAAGGUGGGGGAGGUCGUGGACAAGCUCUUCGACCUGGACGAAAAGCUCAUGUUGGAGUGGAUUAGAAAUGGGACUGCCCGGCCUCGGGACCAACCCCGGGAGGACUCCGAAGAGCAGCCGGUGUUUUCCAUUGUCCCCUGUGUACUGGAAGCUGCCAAACAAGUACGUUCUGAAACCCUGGAAGGGCUGGAUGUUUACAUGCACGUCUUGCAGCUGCUUACCACAGUGGAUGAUGGAAUUCAGGCAAUCGUGCAGUGUCCUGAUACUGGAAAAGCCACGUGGAAUUUCCUUUUUGACCUGGUGUGCCGUGAGUUCUGCCAAGCGGGGGACCCGCCCAUCAUCCUGCAGGAGCAGAAGACGGUGCUGGCCUCUGUGCUCUCGGUGCUGUCCGCCCUCAGUGCUUCCCAGUCCGAGCAGGGGCACCUGGACAGAGAAGAAGUGGCUCUUCCCCUAAUUGACAGCCUAAUUCGGGUGUUACAAAAUAUGGAACAUUGUCAGAAGAAACCAGAGAACUCCACAGAGUCCGACACAGAGGAGCCCACAAACUGUGCCUCACCCCAAGAUGACUUCCAUAUGAAGAUCCUGAAGGACAUUUCAUGUGAAUUCCUUUCUAAUAUUCUUCAGGCGUUAACAAAGGAAACCGUGGCUCAGGGACUGAAGGAGGGCCAGUUUAGCAAACAGAAAUGUUCCUGUGUGUUUCAGAGUCUCCUGCCCCGCUACAGCCCAGUGGUGGAAGGCUUCAUUCAAGCUCUACGUGACGUUGAUAAGACUCUUGCUGAGGACCUGGAAGAAAGCUUUCCAAGUGGGAAGGCUCAGACCUAAGACCUAAGUUGGAGUUUCUGCUGUCCAAGGAAUAAACUAUGUUUUUUACGGUUUAAA